Somion occarium is the source of this 1214-nucleotide messenger RNA. The record is from the annotation of a GenBank genome assembly. Lineage: Eukaryota; Fungi; Basidiomycota; Agaricomycetes; Polyporales; Cerrenaceae.
GGAUGAGGUACUAUAGUUGGAAUCUUGGAUGAUAGGCUCUCGGUCGCGUAUUGACUAUUCAGCUGAAGAUACGAUAGCUGGAAUUCUUCCAAUGCUCCCGGGAUCUAGCGAGAUAGCGAGGGUUUACAAUAGACCCUAUUUGAAGAUGGAGAGACGAAGCCAAAUUGAAGACGGAGUAACCAGAAGAAAGGAGGAAAGAGACGAGUUACAAUACAAGAGACGCCUACCGACCACCCUGGACUGUCCACCAUGUCACUCUCUCCUCAUACCACACCUUCAGGCAAUUUACUACUAGGUUUCCUACUGCCGUCCAUUCAUGCAGCACCACCGUUCUUCACACAGCAACCUAAUCCUGCCACUCAAGCGAUUGUCACAGAACAAUGGUCGAGAUUAAUCCUAUCCUACGCGCGACAUAGACAGCUAUUUACGGUAAGAGUGGAGGAUGCUGAGGUGACAGGAGGCGAGUGGGAUGAGAUCUUGCGAAAUGAUCGAAUAAACCGGAGACUGAGAUCAUCGCAUCUAGCAUAUAUACUAGAACAGAUGGCGGCGAAGAACCAGCUCGUCUAUGACCCACCGAAACAGUCACGAUCUGCUUUACUGUACUGGCGAACACCAGAAGAAUGGGCUGAAGUUCUGCAUGAAUGGGCAUCAACAACCGGGCAACUCAACACCAUCCUCACGUUUUACGAGAUUAUAGAACCACCAGUGCCGUCACCACUUUCUGGGAUUCCAAUGCAAAUACUCAGGAAAGCCAUUCAUAUCCUUACGAAGACGAACCGAGCGCAGAUUAUCGCAGUUGCAGAUGGCGAAGGUGUACGGUUCUUGCCAGGGAACGCAGGGAAAUGAAGCGGUUACGGAUUGUAUUUAUAGCAGAUACUGCAGCAUUGCACUCUCUAUGUAGGAAAGGUAAUACGUGGCAUGUACAACAUGAACUACCUUUUUAGGACCUAGUCAAAGUAAUUCUAAGCCGAUGACGAGGAUCCAAUAUUUUAACAGCAAACCACAAGGCCCUUGAGUAGUGCUAUCAAGCCCUGUUCUUUGCAGCAGCAACAAACAAGCUCCCAAUACUUGUUGCCACCGCACAACUGCCCACGAAAAUUUCCACGUUCCCGAAUCCAAACUUGCCAUACUUCCCGCCAAACGAGGACGACUUCCCUGCAUCGAGUAACACACCGGAAAGAAUGGGCCCGAUGACGGCAGCGAUACCUUUCACG